AUUCAAAUUGUAAUUAAUUCUGACUGCGUGCACUGGCAUUCUUGUUUGCAGUCAAAAAUGCUAGCAGAUGCAUCAUCAGUAUGUUGGAAACAUUAUACGAUAACAAAUACAAAUUUCCCUCCUAGGGCACACGUAACAGACUCAUUCAAUUCUCAUAGACAUCUACCAUAUCCCAAACAGAUUACCGAUUAUUUGGAUCAAUUUGUAAUUGGGCAAGAAUAUGCGAAGAAAAUCCUUGCUGUCGGUGUUUAUCAGCAUUACAAGCGAUUUUUGCAUAAUGUCAACUUAAUGGAAGAAAGAUCUGAGGCCAGUGAUUUACAGAAAUCAAAUAUCAUACUUAUGGGACCAUCAGGUGUCGGUAAGACUUAUUUAACUCAGUUAUUAGCUAAAGUACUAGAUGUUCCUAUAGCAAUGUGUGAUUGUACAUCGCUAACACAAGCGGGUUACGUUGGAGACGAUGUUGAUACGGUCAUUCAGAAACUGCUUGCAAACGCAGAUGGUGAUAUUCGCGCAGCACAGAAAGGUAUUGUCUUCUUAGAUGAAUUUGAUAAAAUUAGCAGUUCGUUAGACUUUGAAGCACGCUCCUUUCGUGAUGUUGGUGGUCGUGGUGUUCAACAAGCAUUUCUUAAAUUAAUCGAAGGAACCGUUGUGAAAGUUAAACCACCCGGAUCUAAUGGACCAAAAGUAGAUGUCGAUACUACUGAUAUAUUAUUCAUAGCCUCCGGUGCAUUUAACAGUUUAGAUCGCAUUAUUUGCCAACGUCUAAGUAGAAAAUUAAUAGGAUUUGGAGAUAAACAGAUGCAUUCUGAAAGCGAUUAUUUGAUUGAAAAGGAUGAAACGAAAAUUAUCAAGCAACGAGAUAAUUUACUGCAACAAGCCGACCACGUUGAUUUUAUCAAGUUUGGAAUGGUACCCGAACUAAUCGGACGCUUCCCUGUACUUGUUCCAUUCUCUAGUUUAACUGAAGAAUUACUUGUAAGAAUAUUGACAGAACCAAAAAAUUCUAUCAUUUCCCAAGCUGAAAGACAAUUUCUUCUGGAUGACAUACAACUGUGCUUUACCAAUUGUGCACUCAAAGAAAUUGCUCGUAAUGCAGUACAGAAGAAGACUGGAGCGAGGGCACUUAGGUCCAUAAUUGAAAGAGUACUGCUGGAUGCAAAGUACGAUUUACCUGGGACCGAUAUUCAUAAACUCGUUAUUGAUGCAGAAGUUGUCAAAGGAAACUGCCGCUAUUAUACAAUGGAAAAGGCCGAUAUAGUGAAUUUUACAGCACCGAAACAAUCAAUAAUUAAAAUUAAGUAA
This is a messenger RNA of Thelazia callipaeda (thelaziosis nematode), 1302 nucleotides long. NCBI's taxonomy places the organism in Eukaryota, Metazoa, Nematoda, Chromadorea, Rhabditida, Thelaziidae. The record is from the annotation of a GenBank genome assembly.